AUUUCCUUUAAAAUCUACGUAUUCCCUUCAUGCAAUCCAGUGGCUUAUUAGCUUUCUAUUACUAUCGUUCUCUCUCACAGAAUCACACUCUCACCCUUUCGCAAAAAUCCACCAAGGCUCCUGCUUUCCACUUCUCUUUUUCUCUCACUUAUUCCCACCCUCACCCUUUCUGCAAAAAUCCACCAUGGCUCUGGAGUCGAUCGGAGGAUCAAUUCUCUCUGCUCUCGUUGAGGUUCUGGUCGACAGGUUGGCCUUUCGUGAGGUUCCGGGCUUCUUCAAAAGCCACGAACUCGAUGAUGGUCUUCUGGAAAAGCUGAAAGAAACACUGAAUACUGUCAACGGACUACUCGACGAUGCGGAGGAGAAGCAGAUUACAAAUCGUGCUGUGAAGAACUGGCUUAAUGAUGUUAAACAUGCUGUGUAUGAAGCUGAGGACAUAUUGGAUGAGAUUAAUUAUGAAUAUCUACGAUCCAAGGACAUUGAUACCCCUCGACCUGAUAGCAAUUGGGAAAGGAAUCUGAUUCCAUUUCUAAAUCCAGCUAAUAGAAGGAUGAAAGAGAGGGGAGCAGAGUUACAAAAGAUCUUUGAGAAGCUUGAACGUUUACUUAAACUCAAGGGUGAUCUGCGCCACAUAGAAGGUACUGGUACAUGGAGAACAUUGUCAGAGAAAACAACUCCACUGGUUAAUGAACUUGAUGUAUAUGGAAGGGAUGCUGAUACGGAAGCCAUAAUGGAGCACUUGCUGACACAACACAACACAAAUGGCUCGAAUUUAUGUGCGAUUCCCAUUGUGGGAAUGGGCGGGAUUGGUAAAACCACUCUUGCUCAGCGUAUCUACAACGACGAAAGGGUAAAGCAGUGCUUCGAGCUCAAAGCCUGGGUCUGGGCUUCUCAACAAUUUGAUGUUGCCAGGAUUACUGAGGAAAUUAUUAAGAAGAUCAAAGCAAGUACUUGCCCCACCAAAGAAUCAAAUGAAUCUCUAAUGGAGGCAGUGAAAGGGAAGAAACUUCUACUUGUUCUAGAUGACGCGUGGAACAUCGAGUACAAUGAAUGGGAAAAAUUACUGCGACCUUUGCGGUAUAUUGAGCCCGGAAGUAAGAUUGUCGUCACAACACGGGGUGAAGAUGUAGCAAAAGUCACGCAAACUCUCAUCCCCUCUCACCGCUUGAAUGUAAUAAGCGAUGAAGAUUGCUUGAAGUUGUUUGCAAGGGAUGCAUUUAGUGGUGUAAAUUCUGGAGCAGUCUCACACUUGGAAGCAUAUGGCAGAGAAAUAGUGAGAAAGUGCAAAGGUUUACCGCUGGCAGCGAAAACUCUUGGGGGUCUUUUGCACUCCGUAGGAGAUGUCAGGCAAUGGGAGAAGAUAUCCAAUAGCAACAUGUGGGGUUUGUCGAAUGAAAACAUCCCUCCAGCUCUAACAUUGAGCUAUUAUUAUCUCCCUUCACACCUGAAACGUUGUUUUGCUUAUUGUGCAAUAUUUCCCAAGGGUUAUAAAAUCCACAAGGAUGAAGUAAUCACUCCAUGGAUGGCACAAGGUUUCUUAGUCCAGCGCAGAGGCGAUGAGGAGAUGGAAGAUAUAGGUGAAAAAUACUUUGAUGAUCUUGUCUCCAGGUCACUUUUCCAGCAAUCAACUGAUGAUUCUGUUUUCAGCAUGCAUGACAUCAUAAGUGAUUUAGCUGAAUACGCGUCAGGAGAAUUUUGCUUUAAAGAAUCGGGCUCUAGGUUGGAGGGUGAACAUUCAUGCUCGCUUCCAGAAAGGACUCGUUAUUUAUCAAUCACUUCAUAUAGCGGAGGACUUCGUAGUUUUCAUGGAGGCCAACAUUUGCGCGUCUUCUUUCUGCCUUAUUUUUUGGAAGAUGAUAGAGAGUCACUGGAUGACAUCUGGCCAAAUCUUAAGCGCUUGCGAAUGCUAUCUUUAUUUCAUCUAAAAGAUAUUUCUUCUCAGUUGCUCAAUUCCAUUGGCAACUUAAAACAUUUGCGCCACUUGAACCUUUCUUGCACCGCCAUUGAAAGGUUACCUGAUAGUGUGUGCACCUUGUACUAUUUGCAAAGUUUAUGGUUGGAGGGGUGCCGGCAUCUCAUGGAGUUGCCAUCCUACAUUUCCAACUUGAAACAUUUGCGGACCUUGGACCUUCGCAAGACAUCGAUUGAAAGGUUACCUGAUAGUGUGUGCACCUUGUACUAUUUGCAAAGUUUAUUGUUGGAGGAGUGCCGACAUCUCAUGGAGUUGCCAUCCAACAUUUCCAACUUGAAACAUUUACGGCACUUGGAACUUUCUUGCACCGCCAUUGAAAGGUUGCCCGAAAGUGUUUGCACCUUGUACUAUUUGCAAAGUUUAUUGUUAAAGGAGUGCCGACAUCUCAUGGAGUUGCCAUCCAACAUCUCCAACUUGGUCAACUUACAACAUCUUGACGUUGAAGGGACAAAUUUGAAAGAGAUGCCACCAAAAAUGGGGAAACUCACAAAGCUUCGAAUUUUGGAAUCUUACAUCGUGGGAAAAGAUAGCGGGUCUAGCAUGAAAGAGCUGGGCAAGCUCUCACAUAUAAGGAAAACACUUUCUAUUCGGAAUCUCAGAGAUGUUGCAAAUGCUCAAGAUGCUUUGGAUGCCGAUUUGAAGGGUAAGAAGAAGAUUGAGGAGUUGGGGUUGACGUGGGUUGGCAGUACGGAUGACACACCACACGAGAGAGAAGUACUUGAGAGAUUAGAGCCUUCUGAAAAUGUGAAAGAGGUUGCCAUUAAUGGUUACGGGGGUACAACGUUUCCAGGCUGGCUUGGAAAGUCUUCUUUCUCAAAUAUGGUACAGUUGACACUUUCUGGAUGUAAGAACUGCACCCUUUUGCCACCAGUGGGGCAGCUGCCUUCUCUAAAACAGCUCCAAAUUAAUGGAUUUGAUGAAGUCGUGGCUGUUGGUCCUGAGUUUUAUGGAAGUGACUCUUCGAUGGAGAAUCCAUUUAAAUCCCUCAAACUAUUGUUAGGAUACUGACAUGCAAACCCGAUA
Populus nigra (black poplar) is the source of this 2995-nucleotide messenger RNA. Its product is annotated as putative disease resistance RPP13-like protein 1. The transcript has 2 exons. Bases 185 to 2980 code for a protein of 931 amino acids. Gene Ontology annotation, molecular function: ADP binding. Lineage: Eukaryota; Viridiplantae; Streptophyta; Magnoliopsida; Malpighiales; Salicaceae. The record is from RefSeq and is a predicted model, not a curated record. Gene Ontology annotation, biological process: defense response to other organism.